This is a messenger RNA of Saccharomyces cerevisiae S288C, 333 nucleotides long. RefSeq lists its product as uncharacterized. The coding region runs from base 1 to 333 and encodes 110 amino acids. The record is from RefSeq and is marked reviewed. The transcript has a single exon. NCBI's taxonomy places the organism in Eukaryota, Fungi, Ascomycota, Saccharomycetes, Saccharomycetales, Saccharomycetaceae.
AUGUGCGCGGAACCAGACGACUGGGAAAGGAUCGAAAGGCAUCCGCGGAAACUUAAAAUAGCUCCGCGGAUGCUAGAUUUCUACGAGUCAUACAUAGUCUGGCGUGAAGGUAAUUUUUUUUUAUGUCUCCGUUCUUUUCCAAAUGGGGUGAUCCGUGGAGGGCGGUGCUUCUUUCGCGCCACUUCCUUGCCGUGGAAAAAUGUGUACGGUUACCAUGGUCACAUAACCUCUGUGUGCGGAGCCACUCUGACUCGCAUCAACCGGGCUAUGGUUGCAUCGGAUGCUGGAAUGGGUUCUAUUGGACUCACCAACUUGUUUCUUUAUAGAGUGUAA